Messenger RNA from Macrosteles quadrilineatus (aster leafhopper), 3254 nucleotides. RefSeq names its product nascent polypeptide-associated complex subunit alpha, muscle-specific form-like. The transcript has 20 exons. Bases 168 to 3050 code for a protein of 960 amino acids. Lineage: Eukaryota; Metazoa; Arthropoda; Insecta; Hemiptera; Cicadellidae. The record is from RefSeq and is a predicted model, not a curated record.
GUUCGAGUUACUAAGUCUGUCGUCUGUCGGGUGUUGUGAAUUUUAUUUUGACAGAUCGCGUAUUGUGUUAGGUGAAGUGUUUGUUGGAUUCUCUAUUUCGUCUAUUAAUUACGAUAGGGGACCCAGCCAGUCAGUGGAGGAUGGUCGACUGAUGUUGGCGGGGGCAGAUGGGCAACUCUGGCUCUCAGGCGGGGACGGGCGGGGACACUAGGCGGGGCUGGGCACACUCUUACCCUCGCCCUGCCCAUAAGGUGUUGCCUGAGAGGGUACCAGGGCAGCGGUUGAGACUAACUCACAACGGAAACAUCCUACACAGCGGCGGAACUCUGACUGGGCGUAAACAUGUCAACCAUCAGGUGCGUCCCCGUAGUUCCAGCCAAGGCAGUCACUAUGAGCCUACCAAAGUGUUGUACGGCAGCGAGCCUGACCUGCGAUUCACCGGGAGAGAGUAUGAGAACCACAGUCCUGCCAAACUGCGCAUCUCUCGGUCCCGCAAGAAAUACAAGGCUCCUCCCGCACCACAACACAGCAACGGGAUGGACAGUUCGUCACCAGACUCGUAUCAACACUGGGAGAUGACGGGGGCGGAGGUGGUUGCCCCCGUCAGGCGACUCAGGCUGUUCAAGACCAAGGCAGAGAGUAGCAAGAGGCGGGGGGAGACACACCAUCACCCUCCGCCCCCGCCGGGCCCUCUACAGCGCAGUCUCUCCUCCCCUCAGUUCCAGAUAAUCAGCCCAGCAGAACUUCUAGAAGCAGCGGAGAAGCUGAGGCCUGUUCGAGAACCUCCGGUCGGUAAAGCGGCAGACAGUCCACCCCUUGGUCAUAGAGCUCGGGAGAGCUACAACAAACCUACGAACAAGGAGAACAAGUCAAACAACCCACAACGAACACCAAAGGAUGAGCUCCUGUCAAGAGGAAGGAGUCAACCGAUCCAGAGGUUAAGAGGAGACGGUGGCGGGGAGAGGAGAGGGAGGGGAGAGGGUUCUCCCGCUCAGGAGUCUACGCCUGAACCUCCUCCUAGCAGACGACACAACCACGACAAGAACUGGCCAGAGAUUACUCCAACAACAAAGCCGACUGCCCCUGUGAAGACUUUCUACUUCGGCAUGAACGAAGACGAACUUCAAAACACAAGCUCAGGAGCAGGCUCCGAGGACAAUCCUGAGGUGGACAGGUUCGCGGCCAGUAUACAACGUAGGAUUCCGUCCAACCCUACCCAACCUCCACCUCUGGUCACUCACAACACCUCAGGCAGCGACAGUCUCAGCAGCAACGACCCUGUGGGCGAGGAAAGUAGUCCCCAGAUCUCCCUACAGUUGCGCCCCAUCCUGCCCCGCAAACAGCUGGAGAUUCCCCGCUUCUCCCCCACAGCCGCGUGGAGGCUACUGGCAGCUCUAGAGUCACCCCCGCCUAGUGACGGAGGUGAGGGCGAGGGCGAGGAUGAGCUGAUCAUGCCCCCGACACCUCGGCGGGGCGAUAAGAGCGGGGACAGUGGUAUCAGCGGGGAUGCUAGCCCUCAACAUCAGGACUCUACUCACUAUUCCCCUCACAUAAGGGCUGCUUGGACUCCUCAGCAAGAUCUGGAGGAGACCAGUUCAGACGGGGGGUUGGAGUCCGCCCCCCUCUCCCCUGAGAGUUUACCGCUCGCCAAGUUCUCCCCUCGCUUCUCCCUGUCCCUUCCUAGGGAUGACCGCCUGGCCGUCUACACACAGACAGACAAGACAAAAGAAGAAGACAGUUUCCAAAGCCUGAAGAAGCUGAAGAGGUCGAUGUCAGGCGCGUUGGCUCUAAGUCGUUGUGGCACCAAGGAGACUGGUGCUAGUAGUCUACCUCUAGACAACAACUGGGUGUUGAGCCGCAGUGUUCCUAACUCUCUCAACACUAGCUUGCAGAGGUGGAGCUCCUCUAGUCCCUCGUCUCCUGACCAGGAAGAGGAGUUGUCUGUGGUAAAGCAGCCUUCGUUCUCAUACCUGGCGACCGGAGGACACGUCAUGUACCUGCCAGAGUACUCUACCCCCCGGUCUCACAGGGACAGAGAGAGGACGCCGGCAGCUCUCUCGCUCUCCAAGUCCUGUGAGGACCUCAGUCAGCUAACGCCAGGGGUGUUGCGAGCGAUGGAGCCCAAGGGGCGCAAGAAGUUCACCUUCCAGAGCACCAUCCGGCAGAUCGAGAGGCGGCGGCUGGCGGAGAAACUGUCCAAGGAGGCGGAGCAGAAAGAGCGACAGAGACUCAAUGAGCUAGAAGCAAUGCGAAGGGUCGAAGAGGAGUUUCAACGCAAGCGAGAGAGAGAGAAAGCAGAUAUCCGUCAACAGCUGAGGUUGUACAGUCUGACGCAGGGACGAGACGCUCCAGAGGGGAAAGACGCACCACCACCUCCGUCCACGCAGGUGUUGAGUGAAUACCGACAACCUAGACAUGACUACAGGGACUUCACACCUCACAGGUAUCAAGAAGAACCAGUGUUGGAAGUUCCUAAGAAGUCAACGGUUCAUCCGCAAGUAGUUUACCAGAUGCCAAAGAGUACACAGGUCUAUGUUGCGCCUCACCUGCACUCGAACAGUGGUUCAGGGGGAAUGUCCACACCUCGCUCAUCAUGUUCAGACAACUAUCGGAGAGACUUUGCUCACGGAGCCGUGCCUCACUCUCUAGUCAGUUCUGACUCGGAGAUCUCUCAACCCAACACGAGGCCGACGUCUCGCAACAUACACCGCAGCAGGUCGGCGAGUCCUGGUCGCAAGUCGCCUCGGGUCGUAAGUCCGAUGGAGAUCACGUUGCAUCUGAAACAACUCAAGAUCCUGCAACAGCCGGCCAGUCCGGUACCGUGCCCUGUGCCGGACACGGUACACCCAGUGCCGGACGGCACCACGGAGGCGCCACCAGAGACCCCUCCUCCAAUCAUACCACAGCCUCCGCCACCGCCCAUGUUGUCGACCCUGGUGCCUCGCCUCGGACUAAGCUCUCUUGCUCAACCUUUCGCCCCGAAGCCGAAGGCGUUUCGACCAAUCUCGUUUAAUCCGACUUCCAACAAAGUUGCUCAAACCGCCAUGUAACGAUUUAUAUAUUUAUCGGUGUAUUAUUGUAUGUAAAUUAUUUUAUGAUUAUGUACAAUUGAAUUAUAUAUAAUGUAUAAACAUGUAAAUAAACUGUAAGUUCUGUGGUUUCGGUUGUUCUUUAACAUCUGUUACUUUAUUGUCGAUUAACUCUUAAAAUCUUGUUUCUUUACUAAUUGUAUGAAAUAUACAACUGUACGUAAA